GCAAGAAUUGACAAAUUGUAAGAGUAAAUGACGGAAAACAUUCGAUAACAAUAAAACGUGGGAAGACCAAGAGCGAUCAGAGGAAAAGGUGACACCAAGAUAAUUGACCUUCGAGACUGUGUUUAUCAAAGAGUCUCCAACGGAACAAGUAUUAAGGGAUCUCAAAAUGAUGUUUAGAUUCCGUUCAUGCCUCAUGCUAGAGUUAACAGCUUGACAUUUAGACGGAUUAAGUAUACGACCAUUAUUAACAGAAGAACAAUCAAUACGAGACAAAAGGCGGCAUUUGACUCUGUUGAUCGUGAGGUUCUAUGGCAGUGUUUGUCACUGAAACGAGUACCAAAGAAGUACAUUAACCUUAUACAGAUUCUCUACUCGAACACAACUGAUCGAGUGAGAGCUUAUGGCGAACAGUCAUCAGAAUUGAUUACCUCAAGUGGUGUUCGUCAGGGCUGUUCACUCUCUCCAUUCUUGUUCAACUUUGUCGUCGACGUACUUUUAGAGAUAACACUUUCCUCGUCUAAAUUUCCAGGAGUUAAACUUCUACCGGGAGGUUCACUUGUUGACUUAGAAUAUGAUGAUGACAGUUUUAUUUGGUGAAGACGCUGACAAAAUGCAGAGUCUUCUGACCACUCUAAGCAACAAUGCAAGCAUGUUCGGGAUUCGAUUCUCCCCCAAGAAAUGCGAAAUGUUGAUUCAGGAUUGGGCUGCAUUGACACCCCAACUAAUGAUAGGGAGUGAAGUAAUUGAGCGUGUCGAUCGCUUCACUUAUCUUGGAAGUCUCAUCAGCCCUUGUGGUCUGGUGUGUGACGAAGUCUCAGCACGGAUACAGAAGGCUCGACUAGCUUUUACCAUCUUGCGUCAUUUAUGGCGUAGGCAAGAUAUCCGUCUACCAACCAAAGGACGUGUUUACUGCGCAGCAGUUCGUUCCGUCCUACUUUAUGGCAGUGAAAUAUGGCCGGUAAGAGUAGAGGAUAUCCAUAGGUUACUAGUAUUUGAUCAUAGGUGUCUUCGAAAUAUUGCUCGUAUAUCCUGGGACCAUCGAGUAAGUAAUGCAGUUGUUAGGAAACGGGUACUAGGUAAGGAUGGAAAAUCAACUGAUGACGUAGUGAAACUUCAUCAGUUGAGAUGGCUGGGACACGUGUUACGUAUGCUCAACCACCGACUACCUCGACGUGCGAUGUUCAGUGGUAUAGGAGUAGAUUGGAAGAAAGCUAGGGGCGGCCAGACCAAAACAUGGCACAAGUUCAUGAAGUCACUGACAAGUGGACUGAGUCAUAUUGGUAGGUGUAGACUACCUGGUUGGGGACUGCGAGAUGAUAGCAACCGAUGGUUAGAGACCCUGAAUGACAUGGCUCCAAAUCGUUUGCAAUGGCGCAGGUGCAUACACCCUUUGCGUUCUCCCAAAUUCUAAUCUUCUG
Molecule: messenger RNA, 1418 nt
Organism: Schistosoma guineensis
Lineage: Eukaryota; Metazoa; Platyhelminthes; Trematoda; Strigeidida; Schistosomatidae
Source: the annotation of a GenBank genome assembly